This is a messenger RNA of Prunus dulcis (almond), 883 nucleotides long. RefSeq lists its product as uncharacterized. Lineage: Eukaryota; Viridiplantae; Streptophyta; Magnoliopsida; Rosales; Rosaceae. The record is from RefSeq and is a predicted model, not a curated record. The transcript has 4 exons. The coding region runs from base 210 to 680 and encodes 156 amino acids.
CCCAUUUCCCCAUUUCCCAUUUCCCUUCGCGGCUAGAGGCGUUGCAGAUAUAUGCCGAGGCUGUCCACCCCUCAAAUAAUAUUCGUUUGAGGCAUGCACCCUUGCUUGUAAAUGUAUCACUUGCAGAAAGUACUAGGUCUAUAGUUCCAACUUUUCUUCCGGUUAAAAGUUGUCUUCCUCAGCUGGUGACUCUCAAUCUCAACUUGCACAUGAAUCUGAAUAUGAGUGCAAUGGUGAGGCACCCAGAAUUUCCAGAAUUAACUUGUCUCAAGGACUUAACAUUGAAUGUUGUCGCAAGUGAUCGGCAAAGCCUCCUUAAUUUGACUAAAUUGAUAGAGCGGUCUCCUUUCUUGCAUAGAUUUACAUUGGAUCUAAGAUGGGCACGAGUGCCAUGUCUGAGGAAUUUGCAGAAGGUUAAUAAAUGUCCUCAUCAGUGCCUUAAGGUGGUGAAAUUUUCUGGGUUCGUUGGGUCUAGUAUCGACACUGAGCUUGCCAUGUACUUCACUGAGAAUGCCGUUGCGCUUGAAACGUUUCUCGUCGAUCUCAGAAAGGUUGUCGUUGAAGAAUCCACUCUGUUGUCUGAAUUUGUUACAACCCAGAAACAAUUGAGGGCAGCAAGAAAGCGUGCUUUGCAGAUAGGUAAAAAACUACCUCCAGGAACUGAGUUAAUUGUUUUGUAAUUUCACUUGUUUAAUCCUCUUUGCUACAGACGUGAUACACUUUUUGCAGCAUGUAAUUUGCUACUAUUUAUUUCUGACAUUUUCCGAAAUUGAAAUAAUGUUUGUGUGGUGAACAAGGAUGGCAGUUUAGGUACUUGAUUGAUUUCUUCCAAUAUGUAGAUUCUUGAAUGAGUUGGAGACAAAAUGAAGAAGGACAUGUGAUU